AUGGGCGCCACUUUGUCUGUCGAGGAGGCGCCUGAAGGCUUGGCCAACUCCAGGCCGUCUGCAAGAAUUGAUGCUUUGGCUGUUGUCCAGCAGUGGCAGGAUGCUGUUUCUCUCGCGGCCGCUUCCGGUGACGUGAGGGCAGGGUCUUCAGAAGCCCUGGUCUUCGCGCAGGAAAGGCUGCCAGGAGAAGCGGUGGUUGCACACCUGGAGAGGUUCCUCCCGUGGCUGAAAAGUGCAGAUCCCUGGAUGUGUUCUUCAACCCGUGACCUCUUCGAGCAGAAGAUCUCGCCUCAGGUUCUUGCUGAGCACUUCCACGAGAUCGUGCCUCCGCUUCUGGCUGACCCAGAGCUGCGGCCGUGGUCCUUUGGCUUUCUCGCCGCCCGGAUGUCUCCAAGCUGCCUCACAGAGCUCAUUGACCUAAUCGCGCAGCAAGAAAGUUCGUGGAGCAAGGAGCCAGCAACCUUGGAGUUCGUAAAAGGUCAGCUACCCCAAGAGUUGAGUGCAGAGCACGCCGACCGCAUCCUGGGACUCUUGGUGAGCAAUGACUGGAAGGUGAGAUGCUGGACGUUGAACCUCUUGAAUCACCGAGUGCCGAAAACGCUGCUCUCAGAGACAUGGGAGGAGGUUCUGAGACUUCUCGUUGACCCGAGCUGGCCCGCCCAAGCAGAGUCAGUAGAGACCCUAAAACUCUUGGAGGCAAGGAUUCCGAGCGAGCUGAUUGCUGAGCAGUUCCACAAGUUCCUUCCGCAUUUGCAGAAUGCAGAUCUGAGGAUCAGCAACGCAAGCCAGCAACUCUUCGAGAUUAAGAUCUCAGAAGAAGUCCUCGCUGUGCACUUCCAGAAGAUCGUGCCGCCGCUUCUGGCUAACUCGUUGCGGCAACCUCGGUGGCUUGACCUUCUGACAGGGCGGAUACCAACAAGUCGCCUCACGGAGCUCAUUGAUUUGAUCGUCAUGCUGAGUGCCGAAGAAUCUACUUUUCGGGCCUUGGAAUUCGUAAAGGCACAGCUUCCCAGCGAGCUGGAUGCUGAGCAUGUGAACCACAUGUUGCCACUGACACUCUUGGGAAACACUGUCCCCUAUGUGAGCUGCUGGACCCUGCACCUCUUGUGCGAGGGAGCAAGCACCCUGCACUUCGCACAGCAUUGGGACAAGGUUUUGUCACUUCUCACUAGUCCCAGCUGGGCGGUGCAACUGCGAACCCUGAAUCUGUUGGAUGAGAAGAUUCCGGACGAGCUGAUCGCUACGCAUUUCCACGAGCUGCUUCCGGUCUUGCACAGUAAAGACUCAAGGACCAGGGAUUCAAGCGGUCGUAUGUUGGAGCAGAAGGUCUCUGCUAACAUUCUUGCUGAAAACUUCCACAAGAUCGUGCCUCCACUUCUGGCUGACCCAGAACUGUUGCCGUGGUCGUUCGGCUUCCUGAGAGGGCGGAUCGUGGAAAGGCUCGUUCCUGAGCUUGUUGAUGUGAUCUUCAGCAUCCUGUGCCGUCAGGAAGCAGCUUGGAGCGGGAAGGAGACAGCCAUGUUGGAAUUCAUGGAGGCGUCGCUGCCCAGCGAAUUGACUGCGGAGCAUGUCAGCCACAUCGUGGCAUUCUUGGCGAAGAGUGAUCUCAGUGUCGAGCCGAGAUGCUGGACUCUGCAGUUCUUGCGCGAGCGAGCAGGCACCCUGCACUUCGCACAGCAUUGGGACAAGGUUCUUGCACUUCUGGCCAUUCCCUGCUAUGAGGUGCAACAGCGAACUCUGAAUCUGUUGGAGGAGAAGAUUCUGGACGAGAUGAUCGCUACGUAUUUCCACGAGCUGCUUCCGGUCUUGCACAGUAAAGACUCAAGGAUCAGGGAUUCAAGCCGUCGUAUGUUGGAGCAGAAGGUCUCUGCUAACAUUCUUGCUGAAAACUUCCACAAGAUCGUGCCUCCACUUCUGGCUGACCCAGAACUGUUGCCGUGGUCGUUCGGCUUCCUGAGAGGGCGGAUCGUGGAAAGGCUCGUUCCUGAGCUUAUUGAUGUGAUCUUCAACAUCCUGUGUCGCACGGAAGCAGCUUGGAGCGGGAAGGAGACAGCCAUGUUGGAAUUCAUGGAGGCGUCGCUGCCCAGCGAAUUGACUGCGGAGCAUGGCAACCACAUCGUGGCAUUCUUGGCGAAGAGUGAUCUCAAGGUCGAGCCGAGAUGCUGGACUCUGCAGUUCUUGUGCGAGCGAGCAGGCACCCUGCACUUCGCACAGCAUUGGGACAAGGUUCUUGCACUUCUGGCCAUUCCCUGCCAUGAGGUGCAACAGCGAACUCUGAAUCUGUUGGAGGAGAAAAGCCGGAUCAGGGAUUCAAGCCGUCGUAUGUUGGAGCAGAAGGCCUCUGCUGACAUUCUUGCUGAAAACUUCCACAAGAUCGUGCCUCCACUUCUGGCUGACCCAGAACUGUUGCCGUGGUCGCUCGGCUUCCUGAGAGGGCGGAUCGUGGAAAGGCUCGCUCCUGAGCUUAUUGAUGUGAUCUUCAACAUCCUGUGUCGCACGGAAGCAGCUUGGAGCGGGAAGGAGAUAGCCAUGUUGGAAUUCAUGGAGGCGUCGCUGCCCAGCGAAUUGACUGCGGAGCAUGGCAACCACAUCGUGGCAUUCUUGGCGAAGAGUGAUCUCAAGGUCGAGCCGAGAUGCUGGACUCUGCAGUUCUUGUGCGAGCGAGCAGGCACCCUGCACUUCGCACAGCAUUGGGACAAGGUUCUUGCACUUCUGGCCAUUCCCUGCUAUGGGGUGCAACAGCGAACUCUGAAUCUGUUGGAGGAGAAAAUUCCGGACGAGCUGAUCGCUGCGCAUUUCCACGAGCUGCUUCCGGUCUUGCACAGUAAAGACUCAAGGAUCAGGGAUUCAAGCCGUCGUAUGUUGGAGCAGAAGGUCUCUGCUGACAUUCUUGCUGAACACUUCCACAAGAUCGUGCCUCCACUUCUGGCUGACCCAGAACUGUUGCCGUGGUCGUUCGGCUUCCUGAGAGGGCGCAUCGUGGAAAGGCUCGUUCCUGAGCUUGUUGAUGUGUUCAACAUCCUGUGUCGCACGGAAGCAGGCCACCUUCAGAAUUUUGAGGUGGUUUUCAUGGAUCUCCUGGAGAAGCGACUCUCUUGCCUGCUCCUUGCCAUGCCAAGAGACCGCAUUGCCAGCUGGCGAUGUGAAGAAGGCAACACGUGGCUGCACGUGGCGGCAAAAGCAGGGAACCUCGAGGCUUGCGAGGCUUUGGUGGACCAGGUUGGCCUCCCCUUGCGCGAGAAGAACAAAGCUGGCGACGAGCCACGAUGCCUCUCCCUGGCAUGGCCGGCCAUUGUGGAGGCCCUGUCCCGUGGAAGGGAAGCACAUCAGAAGCACGGCAUCUUCAUCGGGAACCAAGAUCUCGGAGGCAACUUGAAGAGCGUGGUGGGCCUCAAGACGCACAAGAUGCAGCUUACUCUCAGUGAGGGAAGCCUUCGGAGUGGGCUAAAGAUGAAGGAGCUCCAUGAGGUGGCUCACGGAACGGGCCCGUAUGAUCUUGCAAGCUCGAAUUGCCACCACGCUGCACAGAAAGUCUUCAACCACUGCUGUGCCAGAGAGGAAGACCAGGAGCUGCAGCCGCCAAACGAGUGGUUGGCAAAGCUUGGGGGCGCAAUUCGGUUGGGUGGCCGGUUCAACUCAACCCGCUCAGCCGGCUGUGGCCCAGAAGGCUCCAAUUCGGACGUUGCCUCAGUGAAUUCGGAAGUGGCAUCAGGCAGCCAUCCUGCAGAUCGCCCGAGUGGCUUUACGCGGUCCGUUGAUCUCUGCUGCGACGACUUUGCAGAAGUGGCUGCUGCCCUGAGCCAUGCCGUGUAUGAGGAGGACCCCGCAAUGGUCCUGAGGCUAGCGGAGGCAGGCACUGUAUCCAUCCGCAACAAUCUGUCCAGACCUGUGCGAGUGUUCAACUGCAGCACCGAGACCAGAAACAGAGUGGAGGUCAACGAGGUAUUGAAUAUUGCAGGUGUCACUGAAAAGUUUCACGUGGAUGUUGACGCCGUUGCAUGGGCUCCAGGGCUCUAUCCCUGGAGGAAAAUGGCCGAAAGGCAAGCCGUAUGGAUGGGCCAUAGAUACAACAUGUCCGAAGCCUUCGGAGGUGAGGUUGUGCUGCAGGAGGUGGUGUCAGUUGCGCCCAAGCACGCGGUAGACGUGCUGCGUGUCACACAGAAGAGCGGCAGCAACAGUCCGGUGCAGUGGCUGCUGGCCAGAUCGGACAACGGGCUUUACGUUUCCUUCCGGGGGACAUAUGACUUGCAGGAUGUCGUGAUUAACCUCGGUGCCGCGCCAGACUACAAUCACUUCAAAGAGAACGGCAUCGGGGUACACGGUGGGAUUGCAAAUGCUCUCGAGCAGGAGGGAGAUGGAAUUUGCAAUGUUGUGAACGAUGUUCUGCAAGCUUGCAGGAGCACCGCCGACCUCGAGAGGGAUUGGUCCUCUGCGGCCAUUCGCUCGGUGGAAGUCGCGGCCGUCCGAACCUUCGGCGCGCCGCACGUCCUGGUGCCUCCUUCCAGACCGGAAGAUCGACAAAAACUCUGGUGCACACUGGACUCGAUCACGCAGCAUUGGGUACACGACUGGGACCCUGUCCCGAGGCUUCCCUUUGGCAAGACCUGGCUGACUGAUGUCCUGCUGAAUCUGAAGGUCUUUCCAGGGUUCAGGAGAGUGGCCCAGAAGUAUAUCCAAGCACUCCAGCGGCACUAUGAUGAGACGAGGGCGAAGCUCUUGGAGCGUUACGACGUCGUGGGCGAGGUCGUGCUGGUCGGAAAAGCCACGAGCGUGGCCCUCCGCGCGAGCGAGGGGUCCGCAGCUUCGAAAGAGUUGCUCGGUGAGAAACCUCCCGAGUCAGUGAUGACUCCGAACAAGCUCCUUGCAUUCCACAGCAUGGAGGACUACCUGCAGUUGGGGCAUCCUCCGAUUGAUAGUUGCCUGAUUGUUCAGAAAAGGGGGCCGUGGAAAAGCAGGCUCAGCUUGGGCGAUCUGAUGCCAGCUGCUGCAGCUGGUGAAACGCAGAGGCACAAGCAGGACGAGACUGACCACGUUUGCUCGUGGCUCAAGGAGAUUCUUCAAAGCCUGCGCUGCCGCGAUGUGUCUGCAAGACUUCGAGCCUUGGAUCGCCUUUCGGAGUGCCUCCCGAGCGAACUGCCCGCUAGGCACUGGGUGAAGGUGAUCUCGCUGAUCGAAGACGCGAAAAACGAGGUGAGUUUGAAGGCACUGACUCUCAUGCAGGAGAAGAUGCCGAGCGAGUUCAUCGUUCAGCACAUAGACCGGUUUUUAUCCGUUCUGAAAAGCCACUCAAGCCAACAGAAAGACCUGGGGCAGAACAGCCUGUCCCAGAACCCGAAACAGAUGAGGAGGGUGUUGGGACAGGAGCAGGUCCAGCAGCAAGUGUCACAGCUCUUGCAGGAGAAGAUACCAGGCGAGCUCAUCGCUAAUCAGAUGGAAAAGCUGCUGCCAUGCCUGAAAUGGAGCACUUUCACCCGGCAUCUGUUUGAGGAGAAGAUCUCAGGAGAGGUCCUCGCUACACACCUCCAGAAGAUCGUGCCACCGCUCCUAAUUCACCAGGAGUUGCAUAUCUGGUCCUUUGGUUUUCUGACGGUGCGGAUAUCUCAACGGCACGUCGCAAAGCUCAUGGACUUGAUCAUUGGCGUUCUUGCCAGGCAAGAAGGUUGGCUGGAGAAGAGAAGGGUCUUGGAGUUUAUGAAGGAACAAAUGCCAAGUGAGUUGCAUGCAGAUCAUGUCAACCGCAUCGCUGCACUUUUGGCGAAUACCGAUUGGCAAGUACGCCACUGGACGGUAAGCCUGCUGAGCAGUCGAUCUCCCGGCAAUACCCUCUUUACGGAGCAUUGGCACAGCGUCCUUGCCCUUCUUGCCGACCAUGAGCGAACUCUGCAACUGUUAGAACAGAAGAUGCCCAAGGAGCGGAUCACUGAACUGUUCGCCAACCAUUGGCAGAAUGUGAUUGCCCUGCUCGCCAGUGAAACCCCCGAAGAGCAACAGCGAUUUCUCACGCUUUUGGAGAAGCUGCCGAACGACCUAAUGGCUGAGCUUUCCUCUGAGCAUGGGCAGAAGAGUUUCGCACAUCUCUUUGACCCAAGCCUGCGAGCCCAACGGCUUGGCCUAAAACUCUUGAGCGGGAAGAUGCCGGCAGGACUGAUCAGCCAGCAUUUCGACCAGAUCUUGGCAUCCGUGCGAAGCUCGGAUUCUGAGAUCCGGUGCACCAGCCGGAAGCUCUUGGAGAGUCAGAUCUCGACUAAGAUUCUCGAAAAGGAUUUUCACAAGAUCGUGCCGCCACUUUUGGCCGAUUCGGAGUUGCAGCCCUGGUCGUUUGGGAUUUUGACCGGGCGAAUACCGCCGAAGUACCAUGGGGAUCUCAUUGAGUUGAUCAUCGUGCUCCUCCGCAAGGAGCUGCCUCGGAGCAGGCAGGGGGAGGCCCUGGAGUUUCUCAAGGCCCAGCUGCCUGGGGUGCUGGGGCCAGAGCAUGUCAUAAAGAUCGCGACUUUCCUCAACAUUCCGAAAUGCAAGGCGAAGAGAUGGACUUUGGAUCUGCUGCUUAAGCGGAUGCCCGGGGGGCUGUUGUUCACAGAGCAUUGGCAGAAGAGUUUCGCACAUCUCUUCGACCCAUGCCUGCCAGUCCAACGGCUUGGCUUAGGACUCUUGAGCAGGAAGCUGCCGGCAGGACUGAUCAGCCAGCUCUUGGCAUCUGUGCGAAGCUCGAAUUCUGAGAUCAGGUGCACCAGCCGGAAACUCUUGGAGAAUCAGAUCUCGACUGAGAUUCUCGAAAAGGACUUCCACGAGAUCGUGCCGCCACUGUUGGCCGAUUCGGAGCUGCAGUCCUGGUCGUUUGGGUUCUUGACAGGGCGAAUACCGCCGAAGCACCAUGGGGAGCUCGUUGAGUUGAUCAUCGUGCUUUUGCGCGAGGAGCAGGCUUUGAGCAGGCAGCAGGAGGCCCUGAGGUUCCUCAAGGCCCAUCUGCCUGGGGUGCUGGGGCCAGAGCAUGUCAAAAAGAUCGCGGCUUUCCUGGACAAUUCGGAAUGCAAGGUGAAGAGAGGGAUUUUGGAUCUGCUGCAUGAGCGGAUGCCCGGCGGGCUGUUAUUCACAAAGCAUUGGGAUCGGAUCCUGCCGCUCUUUGAUGAUCGAGACCCAUCAGUGAGGACUGCAGCAACCAAUCUCGCUUUGGCGAAGGGGUCCACUCUCCCAAGAGAGCAGCUUGCCGAGCAUUCGGGAAAGCUUGUAGCUUUGCUUCAGAAGACCGGCCGCCUGGCUAGUUUUGAUCGCAUCUUCCAGGAUCUCCUGAAGAACCGAAGCCCGCAGCAUGAGUUUUCCUCUCUCUUGUCAAAGCUGCCGGUCUCCAGCCUGCUCAGAGCAAUUAGCAACGAGAAACUUGCCAGCUGGCGAGAUGCGGAAGGCAACACCUGGCUGCACCUGGCGGCUGAAGCCGGGCACGUGGAGGCCUGCGAGGCUUUGGUGGACCAGGUUGGCCUCCCCUUGCGCCAGAAGAACAAAGCUGGCGACGAGCCGCUAACCCUCGCAGCGAUUCCCGAAGUAGAUCAGCUCCUGAGGAGCAGGAUGCACUUCCGGGACACGCGCUUCGGCCAUGGGAAUGCCUUCGUGGAGAUGUUUCAAGAUGAGCGGCAGGUGUCCGAGGUGACUUGGUACACGGUGCCUCUCCCUGGCAUGGCCGGCAACUUGGGAGGCCUUCACUCUUUCCUCGUCGUCACCGUCUCCGGCACGGAUCAGGGAGAGAAAACCUACGUGCUGGAAAAGGCGGCCGGCUCACAUGCCAGGGAGGCCCAUCAGAGCCACGGCGUCUUCAUCGGGAACCAAGAUCUCAGCAGCAAUUUGAGGAGCGUGGACGGACAGAAGAAGAAAAAGCAGCUGGAGCUUGGCAACGGAAGCCUUCGGAGUGGUCUAAAGAUGAAGGAGCUGUAUGAGAAAGCUCACAGCACAGGCAAGUAUGACCUCGCGAAGUCGAACUGCCAUCACGCUGUCCAGCAAGUCUUCAACCACUGCUGUGCCAGAGAAGAAGCCUGGGAGCGGCAGCCGCCAAACGAGUGGUUGGCAUUUCUGGCUGCUAAGAUUAGUGUUUUCGAGGGCUCAGGUUCAGAUGUGGUCUCACUGAAUUCGGAAGUGAAUUCCAGCAGCAGUGCUGCCCCUGUGGGCUCGCCUCGUGCCUUCACGGUGCCUCUUGAUCUCCGCCACGAUGCAUUCGCAGAAGUUGCUGCUGCCCUGAGCUAUGCGGUGUACGAACAGGAUGCCUGGAGCAUCCUGACGCAAGCACAGCCUGAUGCUGUAUCCAUCCACAACCAGAUGCCCACACCUGUUCUCGUUUGCAACCACGACGCCCAGAUUAGAAGCAGAGUGGAACCUGGCAAAGCAGAAAGUAUUCAAACCGGCGGAGUCCGGAAACUCCUUUUGGAUGUUCAUCCUGUGGGGUGGUUUGCUGAGUGGAGGCAACCUUUGGCCAAGAAGCAACCGGUUUGGAAGGGCCAUUCCUACAGCAUCUGCAAAGACUUCCGAGAUGACAAUGAGGUUGUGCUGAAACACGCAGUGUCAUUUGCACCGAGGCAGAAGGUAUACCUGCUUCAUGCCACGCAGGCAAGCGAGGCAAGCGACAGCGCUUGUCAAGUACAGUGGCUUCUGGCCAGAUCGGACUCUGUGCUGUACGCUGCCUUCCGAGGGAUGGCUGAUGUGCAAGAUGCUGCAAUAAGUCUCGGUGCCGUGCCAGAUUGGCGCAGAUUUCAAAAGCACGACAUAGCUGUACACAGUGGGAUCGCCCAUGCACUAGAGCAAGCUACUCGGAACGUGGUGACGGAUGUGCUCCAGGCUGUGCAAGAGCACUGUCAACCUGGAGAGCGGCUGGUCCUUUGCGGCCACUCACUCGGUGGAGGCUACGCUCAAGUGAUGGCCGUCCAUUUGUUGAGUCGGGACGUGGACGUCGCGGCCCUCCGAACCUUCGGUGCUCCACAUGUCCUGGUGCCGCCGCUGGAUCCGCAAGAAUCUCCGAAUUUGUGGUUGAAGUUGCAUUCGAUCACGAAGCAUUGGGUGCAUGACUGGGACCCCGUCCCCAGGCUGCCCCUUUGCAAGACUUGGUUGGUCGACGUCUUGCCGAAACUGAAGAAAGAAGUCAUGGACGGAGUCAGGGUGGGCAUGGCCCAAAAUUACAUCAAAGAACUGCAGCGGAAUUACAAUGACAUCGCGGCACCACUCUUCGAGCGCUACGAUGUGGCAGGCGAGGUCGUGCUGGUGAGCAAGGCAGCGGGUUUGGCCCUCCAUGCGAGCGAAGAAGCCGCACCAUUGAAAGAACGGCUCAGCGAGAAGCCUCCCGGUGCAAUCAUGACUCUGAACAAACUCCUCGCUUACCACAGCAUGGAGGACUACUUGCAGGUGUCCUCCGCUAUAGAACUUCUCGUUGAUCAGAUGGAUGUUUUGACUGUCGUGCUGAUGAUCUUAGGCGGGUGGUUGGCUGCAGCUCGCGCGAGGAGCUGUGGGCUUCAGCUAGGAUGUGUGCUCUGGAUGGGUCUGGCUCAGAACAUGCAAGGCCAAGAGAGAGAGAACUUCUGCCAGUGGUUUCUCCAACAAGGCCUCGGCUCGCUGCGCUCCGCUGAGGGUAUCCACAGCAAGAAGAAGGACUUACUUGCAGAUUGCUGGGACAUUCCGAACAUUUACGGUCUCAUCAGUGAGGCUCAUAAUGGGGACCUGAUCUCUCUUUGGCAAGGCCCACCUCCUUCCUCGCUGCUUGCACCGCAUGCGACUUUCCGGGUUUAUCCCUGCGUGGGCCGCCUGCGCUCCUUGCCCGGCUUUGGCUGCAAUGGAACUGUAGCGGUGUGGCUGGGCAGUUGCGUGCCACUUUGGAGACGAAGCAGGCGGCAGUCCCUGCGCCAUCAAAUGUCUGGUUCUCGUGCUCGGACAGUACACUUCUGCCACGACGAAGAGUAUCGUCAGCGCUUGGACACGAUUCUUCGGGACUUGGUUACACCCGAAGCCUUCAUCACACUUUUCGACGUAGUUCAAGGAUUUUCCAGACUAGGACAAGACGUGGCAGACAUGGCAAGCACUGCAGACGGAGACGCGACAAGCAUGGCAACAGCCGUGGCAGGCAUUCCAGGCCUGCUUGCUGUUUCUGUUGGGCAGGCCUGCGACAAGCAGCAAAGGCGGUCUGAAUGGUUCAUAAUUCUUUUGAGCCAGCACCGGUACUGGGACAAGAUACCGAUCGAGCUGCUCAAACAUCCAGACUGCGGGGCCCUCGCCAAAGGAGCCUUCGAGCAGAAGGUCUCGACCAGGCUCCUGCAUGAGUAUUUCGAGGAAAUAGUGCCACCGCUCUUGGGCGAUCCGGAGCUGCGCUCGUGGUCUAUUGUGGUUCUGGAUGGAAAGAUUUCGUCCAAAUGGCAUAACCGACUUAUCAGUCUGAUUCUGGAUCUCUUGAGCAGCAAAGAUCCACCAACUCGGAGCUGGGCUUCGGCCUUGGCGUUCUUGAAGAAGCAGCUGCGGGACAAUUUGCGCGCAGAGCAAGUCCAGGCGAUGAUGGACCGGAUAGCAAUCAAGGGGUGGACUGAGAUAGAAAAGCUGGUUACAUUUUUCGGCGCAGGUGCACGGCUCCCAAGGUGGGCUCUGUCAGAUGCCCGCCUGCGAGCCCUACAGCUGUUGAAUGAGACGAUGCCGAGCCAGUCGAUCGCUGUGCAGACAGAGAAGUUCUUGCCAUGGCUGAACAGUGCAGAUAAGCAGACAAGAGCUUCCACGAAACAUCUCUUCGAGCAGAUAAUCUCGCAAGAAGUGCUAGCUGAACACUUCCAGAUCGUUCCGCCGCAUUUGGCUGGGCGGCAAGUGCAGUCGUGGUCCUUUCGCUUCCGGACGGAACGGAUUUCGCCCGAACGUCUCACGGAGCUCAUCGACUUGAUCAUCGUGCUCAUCCUCAAGAGCCAAGAAUCACUGUCGAGUAGCACCAAGCAGGGGCUCUUAGAGUUCAUGGAGGAGCAGCUGCCAGAUCAGCUGAGUGCACCGCAUGUUCACAAGAUUGCUACCUUCCUCGAUUGUUCCGAGCUCCAUUUCCAGAUAUGGACUUUGCAACUACUGCAAAAGCGGUUGCCAGACUCAGAGAUCGGGAUCCUGCUGCGUCACACAGACCACUCGACUCUGCAUCGCACAUCCAGGCUCAUUUUGCAGAAAGCAUCUGCGCUCUCAAGAAAGCAGCUUGCCGAGCAUUCGCGGCAGCUUGCAGUUGUGCUCCACAAAACAGGCCACCUGGACGAUUUUGAGAAGAUCUUCUUGGAUCUCCUGAACAGUGUCCUGCAGCAUGACUGGGCAGAGCUCUUGUCAAAGCUGCCGGUGUCUUGUCUCCUUGAAGUUGCUGUGGAACCCGAGGACAUGGUUGCCUGGCGGGACGCAGAAGGCAACACCUGGCUGCACCUGGCCGCAAAGGCAGGGCACGUGGAGGGCUGCGAGGCUUUGGUGGACCAGGUUGGCCUCCCCUUGCGUGAAAAGAACAAAGCUGGCGAGGAGCCCCUGACCCCGGCGAGUCGCGAAGUGGAUCGGUUCCUGAGGAGCAGGAUGCACUUCCGGGAGACGCGCUUCGGCUUUGGGAAUGCUUUCGAGGCGAUGGAGCAGGAUGAGCGGCAGGUGUCCGAGGUGACCUGGUACACGGUGCCUCUCCCUGGCAUGACCGGCCAUUGUGGAGGCCUGCACUCCUUCGUCGUUGUCGCCGUCUCCUCCGAAGCGGAUCAGAGAACAAAACGCUACGUGCUCGAGAAGACCGGGUCCUUUGGCAGGGAGCUCCAUCAGAGGCACGGCGUCUUUAUCGGGAACCAAGAUCUCGGCAGCAACUUGAGGAGCGUAGAUGGCCUAAAGGUGCACAAGCAGCUGACCCUUAGCUCUUGCAUCAAGUACAGUAACACAUACCUCGCACUAUUUCCAGGGAGCCUGCGUCGAGGCUUGAAGAUGAAGGAGCUCCAUGAGGUGGCUCACGGCACGGGCCCGUAUGAUCUUGCAAGCUCGAAUUGCCACCACGCUGCACAGAAAGUCUUCAACCACUGCUGUGCCAGAGAAGAAGACCAGGAGCGGCAGCCACCAAACGAGUGGUUGGCUCAGCUGGCGUCGAUGUUUCAGCUGGGCGGUUUGUUCAACUCAACCAGCUCCGGCUCUGAAGGCUCGGGUUCUAAUGUUGCCUCCGCGAAUUCGGAAGUGGCAUCUGGCAGCCAUCCUGCAGAUCGCCCGAGUGGCUUUGCGCGGUCCGUCGACGUCCGCUCCGACGUCUUUGCAGAAGUUGCUGCUGCCUUGAGCCUGGCAGUGUACGAGGAGGAUUCUGCAAUCGUCUUGAGGCCAACGGAGGCAGGCGCUGUGUCCAUACGCAACAACUUGGGAAGACCCGUGAUCUUACACGACCACACCACGCAAACUAGACUGGACGCUGCCGAGAGAACAUGUGUUCAAACCGCUGGUGCCGAUAAAAUUCUCGUGGAUGUGUACGAUGUGGAAUGCAUUCCGGGGCUCUAUUCCUGGCGACGUUUGGCCCAGACACAACCGGUCUGGAGCGGGCAUGCCUAUGAUUUGUCCACAGACUUCCGAGGUGAUGUUGUGCUGCAGGAGUUGGUGUCAUUUGCAUCGAGACAACCAGUAGACGUGCUUCAUACGGCUCAGAAGAGCGGCACCAACAGUCCCGUGCAAUGGCUCCUGGCCAGAUCGUGCUCCGUGCUCUACGUCGCCUUCCGGGGAACGAAUAAUGGGCAGGAUAUCGCAAUUGACCUCGGCGCCGUGCCAGACUGUCACAGAUUCAAAGAGUACGGCAUCGGCGUGCACGGGGGGAUUGCCCAUGCCCUCGAGCAGGAGGGAGAUGGAGUUUGUCAUGUUGUGAGCAAUGUGCUGCAGGCUUUGCAGGAGCAUCGUCGACCUGGAGAGCGGCUGGUCCUUUGUGGCCACUCGCUGGGUGGAGGCUAUGCCCAAGUGAUGGCCGUCCACCUGUUGAGUCGGAAGGUGGAAGUCGCGGCCGUCCGAACCUUCGGCGCGCCGCACGUCCUGGUGCCUCCUUGCAGAGCUCGACAAAAACUCUGGUGCACGCUGGACUCGAUCAUGCAGCAUUGGGUACACGACUGGGACCCUGUCCCGCGGCUGCCUCUUUGCAAGACCUGGUUGGUCGACGUCUUGCCGAAGCUGAAGCAGGAGGUCGUCACAGGGCUGAGAGUCGGAAUUGCCCAGAAGUACAUCCAAGCACUCCAGCAGACCUUUGAUGAGACCAAUGAUGAGACCAAGGCGAAACUCUUGGAGCGCUAUGACGUCGUGGGCGAGGUCGUGCUGGUCAGCAAGGCCACGAGUGUGGCCCUCCGUGCGAGCGAGGGGUCGGCAGCUUUGAAAGGGUGGCUCGGCGAGAAACCUCCCAAGUCAGUGAUGACUCUGAGCAAGCUCUUUGCUUACCACCGCAUGGAG
Molecule: messenger RNA, 13407 nt
Organism: Symbiodinium necroappetens
Lineage: Eukaryota; Dinophyceae; Suessiales; Symbiodiniaceae
Source: the annotation of a GenBank genome assembly